AAGGACAGAGCGAGCGAGUGAGAGAGAGAAAGAGAGAGAGAGAGAGAGAAAGAAAGAGAGAAAAGAUGCACUUUGGCCUUUCUCACGUGCAGGAAGACAUUCACCCAGACAAGCGUAGAGGAAAGCUCAUACUUAGCAACCUCACUGGAUCAUGUGUGGAUUCUCUUAUUCCUCCAGGUUUCUUUAACACAAAUCCACACAUUCCACAGGCAGCUUUGGGGUUAAGAUGCCCACCAACUUCACUGUGGUGCCAGUGAAUGAUGCAGACGGCAACAGCAACAACACAACUGCAAAUGGAGGUGACAAACCUGUUGGUCUCAACAACAUUUUUGGGGAUGAAGAUAAAGAAGAUAACUCAGAUGGAUCCCAAUCAGGAGAUGACAUUCAAAGGGAAUCACACCCAUUCAUCAGCUCAGACCAUGGCAUAGAACAGUAUGAUGGCAAGAACAUGGCCUUAUUUGAGGAAGAAAUGGACAGCCACCCUAUGGUGUCGUCUCUUCUAAACAAGCUAGCCAACUACACCAACCUGACCCAAGGUGUUCGGGAGCACGAGGAGGCUGAAGAUGGGGUCAGAAGGAUUGCCAUCAUGGUCCCCCAAAUGGGAACGUUUAUCGGGGUGUAUCUACCCUGCCUGCAGAACAUUCUGGGCGUCAUCCUUUUUUUGCGUCUCACCUGGAUUGUCGGAACAGCAGGAAUCCUUGGAUCCUUCGCCAUUGUGUCCAUGUGCUGCAUUUGUACAUUGCUCACAGCCAUAUCGAUGAGUGCCAUAGCAACAAAUGGAGUUGUCCCAGCGGGCGGUUCCUACUACAUGAUCUCCAGAUCACUUGGACCAGAGUUUGGUGGAGCAGUUGGUCUCUGUUUCUACCUGGGGACCACCUUUGCUGGAUCCUUGUAUAUCCUGGGCACCAUUGAGAUCCUGCUGACAUACAUUGUCCCAACAGCAACAGUGUUUGAGGCUAAAAGUAUAGAAGGUGAAGGAACAGCGGCCCUCAACAAUAUGCGCGUCUACGGAACAUGUUGCCUGCUUCUGAUGGCACUUAUUGUGUUUGUUGGGGUAAAGUAUGUGAACAAACUGGCCCUGGUGUUUCUGGCCUGUGUCAUGCUCUCCAUCAUGGCCACCUACGCAGGAGUCAUCAAGUCAGUCAUUGAACCACCAGAGUUUACUGUGUGUCUUCUGGGGAACCGUUCUCUGAAGAAUGAAAACUUUCAAGUGUGCGCAAAGACUGAGACAGUCAACAACCAGACUUUGACCACCGAUCUCUGGAGACUUUUCUGUAACAGUGAACAUCUCAACGCCACCUGUGAUGACUAUUUCAGUCUAAAUAAUGUGACAGAGAUACCGGCUAUCCCGGGGCUCCUGAGUGGAGUUCUAAAAGACAACUUAUGGGGUGACUAUGGUCCAGCUCAUACGGUAAUAGAAAAGAAAAACCAGGAUUCAGUACCAGCUCAAGACACAUCCGGUGAUAUAUAUAAACCCUACGUCUUCAAUGACAUCGCCACCUACUUCACGCUGCUGGUGGGAAUAUAUUUCCCCUCAGUUACAGGUAUCAUGGCUGGCUCUAACAGAUCUGGCGAUCUAAGAGAUGCCCAGAGGUCAAUACCAAUCGGAACUAUAAUGGCAAUUCUCACCACAUCUUUCUUCUACAUCUCCUGUGUGCUAUUGUUUGGAGCGUGUAUAGAGGGAGUGGUGCUGCGGGACAAGUUUGGGGACUCAGUCAUGAAAAACCCAGUAAUUGGUAUCCUGGCCUGGCCAUCGCCUUGGGUUAUUGUGAUCGGAUCGUUCUUUUCCUGUUGUGGGGCCGGGCUUCAAAGCCUGACCGGGGCCCCCCGGCUACUACAGGCCAUCGCUCGUGAUGGGAUCAUCCCAUUCUUACAGAUUUUUGGUCAUGGCAAAGCCAAUGGCGAGCCCACCUGGGCUCUUUUGCUGACAGUUGCUAUCUGUGAAAUAGGAAUACUCAUUGCUUCUUUGGAUGCCGUGGCUCCCAUUCUCUCCAUGUUUUUUCUUAUGUGCUACCUGUUUGUAAAUCUGGCCUGCGCUGUCCAGACUUUGCUCCGAACUCCCAACUGGAGACCUCGCUUCAAAUUCUAUCACUGGACUCUGUCUUUCUUAGGGAUGAGUCUGUGUUUGUCUCUCAUGUUUAUCUCCUCCUGGUACUAUGCCCUGGUUGCCAUGGUGAUAGCUGGCUGUAUCUACAAGUACAUUGAGUACAGAGGGGCAGAGAAGGAGUGGGGAGAUGGUCUCCGCGGUCUGUCUUUAAAUGCAGCACGCUACGCUCUAAUCCGUCUUGAGGAAGCACCACCACACACCAAAAACUGGAGGCCCCAGCUAUUAGUGUUGUGCAAGCUGGACUCACAGCUGGCGGUGAAACAUCCGCGCCUCCUGUCCUUCACUACACAGCUCAAAGCAGGAAAAGGGCUGACCAUCGUCUGUUCUGUAUUGGAGGGAACCUACAUGACACGAGGGGCUGAGGCCAAGAGCGGAGAGCAGAACCUGAAAGCAGCCAUGGCCGCAGAACGGACCAAAGGUUUCUCCCACGUCGUCGUGGCCUCCAACCUGCGAGAUGGUUUCUCUCUGCUCAUCCAGUCAGCCGGACUGGGAGGAAUGAAGCACAAUGCAGUUUUGAUGGCUUGGCCAGCAGGCUGGAAGCAGGCCAGAGACUCCUCCUCAAGGAGGAACUUUAUAGAGACCGUGAAGGAGACAACAGAGGCCCACCAGGCUCUGCUGGUUGCUAAGAACAUCGACCACUUUCCAAGAAACCAGGAGCGGCUAAAGGACGGUACCAUCGAUGUGUGGUGGAUUGUCCAUGAUGGCGGACUGCUUAUGCUGCUGCCAUUUUUAAUCAGUCAACACAAGGUAUGGAGGAAGUGUAAAAUGCGCAUCUUCACGGUGGCACAGAUGGAUGACAAUUCCAUCCAGAUGAAGAAAGAUCUCCAGAUGUUCCUGUACCAUUUACGUCUGGAUGCAGUGGUGGAGGUGGUUGAGAUGCAUGACAGUGAUAUCUCAGCUUUCACCUAUGAGAAGACACUGGUGAUGGAGCAGAGAUCUCAAAUGCUCAAACAAAUGCAGUUAUCCCGCACAGAACGGGAGAGAGAGGCUCAACUGAUCCAUGAUCGGAAUACAGCGUCUCAUUCCACAAAGGACGACAACGCUUCAGUGGACAAACCGGAACGUGUCCACAUGACCUGGACCAAAGACAAACUCAUCAAUGAGAGAAAUAAACACAGGGAAGGAAUGGGUGUAAAAGACCUGUUUAACAUGAGGCCUGAGUGGGAGAAUCUCAACCAGUCCAAUGUGAGAAGGAUGCAUACAGCUGUCAAACUGAAUGACGUGGUGGUCAAGAAAUCCCAGGAUUCACAGCUGGUGUUGCUCAACAUGCCAGGCCCGCCCAAGAACAAAGAAGGGGAUGAGAACUAUAUGGAAUUUCUAGAAGUUCUAAUGGAAGGACUAGAUCGCGUCUUGUUGGUUCGUGGAGGAGGUCGGGAGGUCAUCACCAUCUACUCUUAGUCCUAAGUGGUUCCUAAUGUUGGGAGCACUGGAACGAAAACCGCGGUGGACAGUGUACCCUGUCGUUCCACUUCACAAGCUUGAUGAGUGUCAGAGACUGUGAAAAAGAGGAAGUCUGACAAAGGGAGGUCAAUGCAAGUAUACUGUAGACCAUAAGAAAACAAAUGUGUUACUUUACAUGGCACAUGAAGGAUACAAGCAUGUUGUAUGUUGUCAACAAGGAAUCCUCGACAUCGUGAAAUCUGUUAUUGAAAGUACUGAUUGUGAAAUCCUGGGAUGAGUUUGUUGAAGUCCAAUGAAUAGUUUGUGUCAACUACAACAGGAAAGAUUGCUAUCAAGUUGGAAUGCUCUUUACCAAUCAUGUCCGGUAUCCCGUGCUCAGAAUACAGAGAGAUUGUCACUUUUGAAGUGACAAAAUCCUUUGUUUGAAUUCAAAAGGGACUGGUUGGUGGAAGCAACCAUCUGGCUUUGGUCUGUGGUCAUGGUUUGUCACUAUUGUAAAUUGAGACUAAGAUCGUUUGUAUUUAUUGUAUAUAUGUGUUGAGAAAUAUCUACUAAGGGAAAUAUGUAACUUUUGUUCACAAGAUUUGAACAUUGAAAAUUUGCAAUUAUUAUUUGUCGUUUUGCAAGCGGCACAGUGGACGACAGGUUAGCACAUCUGCCUCGCGGUUCUUUGUUGUUUGAAAAUAGCUUGUUUUAAAUCAUUUAUAGCAAAGUAAGCCCGUUUUAUAAUUGUCAUCAUUAAUGAGGCUUGUCAAUAUUUCUCACAAAUGCGUUUGAGGCAUAUGCGGCAACAAUUGCAUUUCACUUUGUGACACGCCAAAAAAAAUGCCUUCCCCAUCAUACACUGUUGAAAAAAUGAAGGGAAUGCUUAAAUCACAUAUCCCAAUGUUAAUGUCAGCGAAUUAAAUAUUCCAGUUGAAACUAUUUGAUUACAUAAUAGAAUCUAUUGCGAACAAAAUAGCAUAAGAACAAUAAAUGGAGCCCCAAUCAUUUACCCACUGCGGAAUUUGAUGAGACUUCCUCUCAAAAUAAAAAAAAUUAUAGACUGCCUACAAAUAUUAUUUAUUAUUGUUUGAAAUUUAUGGGCUUGAAGUGUUUUUCAUGAUUUUGCAAGCAGCACAACAUUCUCUUCUGCUUCUCUGACCCUCUCGUGUCUGUCACAUUUGCUCAAUUUGUAUGUAUUUAAAAAAAAAUGUAUUUCAUUUCAUUCCAUAUGAGGAAGAGCAAACAUAUUUAAAUAAAAACACUAAAUAUGAAUGAAAAGGAGUAGAAAUAAAUCUCUAUUGCAAUAAAUCG
Messenger RNA from Phyllopteryx taeniolatus (common seadragon), 4804 nucleotides. Its product is annotated as solute carrier family 12 member 7-like. Gene Ontology annotation, biological process: potassium ion import across plasma membrane; chloride ion homeostasis; chloride transmembrane transport. Lineage: Eukaryota; Metazoa; Chordata; Actinopteri; Syngnathiformes; Syngnathidae. Bases 227 to 3505 code for a protein of 1092 amino acids. Gene Ontology annotation, molecular function: potassium:chloride symporter activity. The transcript is spliced from 26 exons. Gene Ontology annotation, cellular component: membrane. The record is from RefSeq and is a predicted model, not a curated record.